GAGACUAUCCGUCGAGCCUCACGUGACUUCUAAAAGCAAAAUGGCUGCGUUGUUACAUGUAUAACUUCAAGACUAACAAAAUCAAAACUUGGUUGAGGUGAAUUGGUAAUACUCAGCCAUAAUACACCACUGUUGCAAUUUUGCGGUUGUCUACAAUUGUGGUUUAUUUGUUUUUGUGGAACUUUGUUUUGAGGCUAAACAGUACCCUGGUGGAAGGAGGCUUAGGAGACGAUAAGGGGCAUUGACACGCACGUGAUGUGUUACAUUGGUGACAUCUGUUGAAACAGUUCUUUCUUUAAGAAGUGGGAAACAAGUGGACGGAAAAUGUCUUAUGAUGAUGAAGGUGCAGGGCCAUAUGUUGGUUCUUUCCCCAAAGGCUUUGGUUAUGGACCAGAAGACUCUGAACCCGAGACAACAGCAGCAAGCCCAGAAGAACAGCCUCGCAUUUUGCUUAUGGGCCUACGGAGAAGUGGCAAGUCUUCCAUCCAGAAAGUUGUAUUCCACAAAGUGUCACCAAAUGAGACACUUUUCUUGGAAAGCACGAACAAGAUUGUAAAAGAUGACGUGUCCAACAGCUCCUUUGUCCAGUUUCAAGUCUGGGAUGUUCCUGGCCAGAUCGACUUCUUUGAUCCCACCUUUGACUCUGAGACAAUAUUUGGUGGCUGCGGAGCCCUUAUCUUUGUUAUAGAUGCUCAGGAUGACUACAUCGAAGCUCUGGCACGGCUUCAGAUGGAAGUGACGCGAGCCUAUAAGAUCAACCCAAACAUCAAGUUUGAAGUGUUUAUUCAUAAAGUGGAUGGACUUUCUGAUGACAACAAGAUUGAAACACAACGGGACAUUCACCAGAGGUCAACAGAUGACUUGGCGGAAGCAGGCAUGGAGAAUGUGCACUUGAGCUUUCAUUUAACAAGCAUCUAUGAUCACUCCAUCUUUGAGGCUUUCAGCAAGGUGGUUCAGAAGCUAAUUCCACAGCUGCCAGUCCUUGAAAAUCUUCUGAACAUUCUUAUCUCGAAUUCAGGCAUUGAAAAAGCGUUCCUGUUUGAUGUGAUGAGUAAAAUAUACAUUGCAACCGACAGUUCACCAGUGGACAUGCAGUGUUAUGAACUUUGCUGUGAUAUGAUUGAUGUCGUCAUAGACAUGUCUUGUAUAUAUGGCUCUUAUGAUCUUUGGAUGUCGACACGUGCACGUGAUGAUGGUGCAUUUGAUGGUGAUUCCUCUGCUAUCAUUAAACUCAACACCAACACUAUUUUGUACCUGAGGGAAGUUAAUCGUCACCUGGCCCUGAUCUGUAUUCUGCGAGAAGACAGCUUUGAUAAACAGGGUCUAAUAGACUACAACUUUGGCUGCUUCAGGAAAGCAAUUCAACAAGUGUUUGACAUUAAAAAGCAGGCAGCAGCUGCCCGCGCUAAAACAAAUGCCACUCGCGCUUUUCCUCAUGCAAAUGGUAUUGCAGAGGGUGCCACAUCAUAACUGAAGGGAUAUGCUGAAUAGUUGUGUUGGACACUCCUGUAAAACUGUAGGUUCACUCAUUGCAUCAAAUUUGUGAAGAAUUAUACCUUGCAAGAUGCAAAUCUUUUUCCACUGUGGAGCAAAUUUUUCAGCAUGUUUCUUACGAUUUUAUUUUUUUCAAGAACCAAAAAAACAUUACUGCUAAUUAAGCUCAGAUGUAGUGCCAAGUUCAAGUACAUUUGCACAGUCUUGGACAUUCUUGUGCUUGCAUGUGCAGAACAUGAAUCCUCAGAAAUGGAUGGGCUCGCCAUGAUAAGGGAAGUUUUGAAACAAGACUAUCAUCUUCCAGAAUUGUCCUCUUGCAAAGGAAGGUGACUGGAAAAAAAAUCCAAGAAAACAGGAUGUGUGCACCUUGGAUGUUUUAUUAAAACAAAAUGACUUCUGCAUGGUGAACAUUCGUGGUUGGAGUGUCACUCAACAAACCUUACUGGCUGCUUCUUAAUAAUGUGAUUGUAGUUUUAGAUGUGCACAUAUAAUGGUUAUUUUACUUUUUGCUGGGUGUGUUUAUACAUGCAUGUUUGAACGAGAGCAUGGACAUUAAACCUGUGCAAUCAGUCAAGAAUGCAAAAUGAGAAAAAAUGUUGCAAUAUAUUUAUGCAGCCAGUUAGGCUCCAUAUAAAUAUAAGAUUGAUUGUCGUGUUUCAAGUGGAGCUCCCUAUACUGUUGGGUGGAGAGGACUAUAUGCAUAUGGUGUGUAGUGACCUGUUGGAUGGUAGAAUGUGAUGCAUAGCAUUAAAAAAAAAAUAGAAACAGUUGUAAGUUUUAUGACUGCCUGUGCUAUAUGACUAAAACAGCUUUUGCAUUAACAAACAAUUCUUUGAAAUGUCAGUCUUGUUUUUGUUGGGUUUUUAUCAAUUUGAUAAUUCGUUCAUUGAGUAUGGUGUAUCUUUCUGCAACAGUACUAUCCAUUUCAUGAAUUGGGUGUACACCUUAUGAUGAAUGCGCUUUGCUGAUAAUUUUGCAUUAGGCUGGAUUUCAGCAGGUUUCAGUAAUCAUACAUGUGCACAUAUAUGUGUGUGUGCAUGAAUAAUACGCAUGUAACUUUGUGUGAAACAUUAAACAGGUUAGCUUCCAGAGAAAACUUUGGUAAGAAGUCUCAUUCGAAAACUGAGCAUAGAGAAAGAUCGAAAAUUAAACAUUGCAGUCAACUUUAUGUGUUAGUGGCUUUGCGAAGUUUUUUUUCUAGUUCACAUAUUUUAUGUUUAUUUAAAGCUUUCUGCCAGAUUUCACAAGCAUGAAUGACUGUAUGUCAGCAUUAAGAAUGUCAGUUGCAAGUUGCAAUACACAAAAAUGCAAAAAUGCUUUCAUCCAAGAAGUUUAUAUGGUUCAUGAAGCUGUGUGCACCUCAUCCACUUUUGGGAAUUUUUAAAUCUUUAUCAAGAAAAGGAUAUUUACAUUAUUAGUAAUUUUGCUGUUAACCAGAGCAAGUGAUAAAGCUCAGUGGUGAUGACAGCUGUCUUUUUGAUAGGAUCUUGCUGUACUCCAAUAUCGGAAUAAUUUAAUCUUAAAAUUUUGUGAUUGUUUUUCUAAGUCUGGGGGGAAAAUAAGUUUAUUUUCUCUUCACCAUCAUUUAAUAUUCUUAUGCUGGCUGGAGAUUUUUCGGUCAGAUAUUGUAUUCUACAGCAUGCAGUGAACAAAGCUGUAGAGGUGGUUUUUCCCCUCCAUGACCAAAUCAUGUCAGCUGAUUUACAAUUUGUAAAAUAAGAAAUUGUUUAUUGUAGUGUGGUUUAUGUGUGUCUGGAAAAAUAUCAGAGCCUUGACCAGUGAAUAUAUUAAACUUCUGGUCAGAAUUGAUGCAAGUGAAAAGAUUCACCAGGGGUUUAAACUUUCCCACAGUAAUUUCAAUAUUUUUGUACUUGUGCUGUUCACACAUAAUCUCACUGAUCAUCAGUUUGUUAAACUUCAUUUCAGCUUUUACGUGUCUUUAUAGUCAAAUGGUUUUGUUUGGAUUUCUUCUUCAAGCAGUCUUAUCUGCAAAUUUUCCUCUUUUUCUUCCUGUAGUAUGUUGCAUCAUACUGUGUUACACCAUUGCUUUUCAGCAAACCAUUUUAUUUCUAGGUUAUGUAUGAUUUAUAGCCACAUACACUGAAAACCUAAAUGAAGUAAUUGAACAUUUUAGUGCAGUUGGCCGGCUUGUAAAUUUAAAAAAUCAGCUGUGUGCUCUGCUAUCAGAUUUUAUUGCUAUGCGGGGUUUAACUGUCAGACAUGUACCUGUAGGAGUUUUCCCCAAAUCUCAGUAAGGAUUCAUAGUAAUUGGUAUAUGAAGCAUCCAGGAGAUCCAAGUACUGAAUGGCUGAUAAUUAUUAUAUGCAUCCUCCUAAUCAACACAAAAGUGUACAUAAACACAAAUUCAAAUGACUGUGACUAUAACCAUGGGAUAAAUAAACAUUUUAUUUCAACAAUGUCAGUGAUGCCAGUUUCACACAAAUUUUGUUCCUGGCCACACCUGGAAGAAUAACUUGCUAAAACAAUUGUAAAUAGGUACACUUCAGGAAAAACAAAUUAAGGUCCACUAAACGUCAGGAGAAAAUGGAUUGCAAGUGUGAGAAAUCUUGACUGUUUAUGACAAAGAAAUGAACUUGGGUGGACAUGCAAAAUGGAUAAGGUGAUUGCUUCCCUGUCAAUGAUUAUUCAUGUUGUGACAUACUUCUAAAAGUUACUUUUGAAAAAAAUGUCACCCUAAAGUUUUCUACGCAGUGGCUAAUUUAGCAACCAUUCGAGAGGAAUGUUGACUGCAUUCAUGACUUCUCCCUCAUGAAUCUAUUGAGCCUGCAGUCAAGGUUACCUGUAUUUGAUUUGUCAGAUGUCUUUUCUGUCACUAAAAUAUUUUCAUCUGGUUCAAGUGCCUGCCUAAAGAUUUAUUAUGGCAUCACUAGUCUUAACUGUAACUUCAGUGCAAUGGCUUUAAUAAAAAACAUAGCUGCUUUGACAAGAACAAAGCUUACAACAGCUUUAAAAAAUGGAAUACAGGUCUAAACCCAGCUGAGUUAAUGAGGGCAACAAAACUAAAAGCAGGGUUAUUUCUUUGAGGAAGCAGGGUGCACAUGUAAAAGGCUAAAAUUUCAAGAGGCAUGGCUCACAUGAAGCUAAUAUUACACUCUAGCCUUAAAUGAGAACUAAGUUUUAUUUGCUUAUGAAAAAGAGCUUCUCCAAACAUGCAGCAGUAUAAAUCUUUUGGUAGACAUCUUUGUUUUGUUUUACAUACUAAGCUACUCAUUAAGUCUACCAUAUUGGGAACAAAACACUUGACAAAAGUCAUCUGAAGUAGGAAAGCAAUGAUAAAAAUGCACUGAUGUGUGGCGACAAUUGUAAUUGGGAGUCAUAAUUUUCCCAGCAAAGUCUGCAAAUUUAUCAGGAAAAAUGCACAAAUUGUGUACCGGUGUAAUAUGUUUUUUUAAUUAAUGAUAAAAUGUUUAAAAUGAAUGUUAGAUGGGGUAAAAGUAUGUACAACUGCAAAGACACAUGGCUAGUUACUAGUAUAAAAUGGACUGAGACACUUGUUAGAACAUUUCAAAUCAGUCAUGUAUAUAUAAAAUAAAUCUUGGUAACAAUUUCAAGUUUGUUUUUUUGAAACUGGUAACAAAAUGUUAUAGGAAAGAAGACAGAGAUAGGAACCAAAUACAUAUAAUUGCAGAAAAAACAGAUAAUACAUUCAAAGUUCAAUAAUAACUUGUGUCAUUUUUGCAACUAAUAAAACUAAACCGUGUGACAAAGCCUUCAAACAGCUCACAAGCAUACAUUUAUGUGCAGUAAAAUACAUAGCACAGUAAUUCAGAACUUGCAUUUUGCCAGUUCAUUAUUUUAUUUGUUUAUUUUAUUUUAGCCAAAUCACUAUUUACCAAAUUUAUGUAUCUUGUAUAAAGUUGUGUGGCUUGAAAGCAACACAGGAAUCACCCUUAGGAAGCAGCAAAUAAAUUUGCACAGUAAAAUCCUAUACCUGAGCAGCAAAGAAAUAAAACUCUUAACAUAGUUGAUUGCAGUUGCCACGUCACUGGAAAAACUAGGAUUUCAAUAUAAAUACACAUGCAUAUAAAUCUGACCCCAAAGAAAUGAUGACUGAGUACAAAUAUCAUUAUCAUGUACACACACAGGUUAAUUAAGGCAUUGCAGCAUACCAGAAGCAAAUGUUUAAAAAUGUCUACCAAACUACAUAUUGCUUUGGCAUCAAAACAAAAAUUCACCGGUUUUACUCAGGUAGUUUAGACCUUUAUUUAACAAAAUUUGUUUUUCUCAAACUCUUUUCAGAAUUAUUUAAAACCAUUAAGAAUACCAGCCAUAAUUAUUAUCAAAAUGAAUUUUCACAUUGCAUAAAUUAAGUGAACCAAUCAUUCAAAAUGUCAAAAAAAUUAUCUGUAAAGUUUGUGAUUCAGACACAACUUUAUUGAAGGACUAUGGAGUAUAGUUCUUAGUUUUGAUUGUGAUCCUAUUAAAAAGUUUUAGCUGUCACUGAGAUGUGCAACUAAAAGCACAGAAUCAAAUGUUAAAUAAAUAACCAUGCUAGAUAAUCUAUUCUGCACUUAAAAGAUCAUUUAUAUAUUUGAGAACCUUCAAGAUAUUGUUUUAAAUAAUUUCUUUUUAAAAAAGUUCUGAAGAUAUUAACUUCUUUUUAAUGCUGGCUUCUUUCCCUAUCAGAAGAUAUUAAGAAAUAGUCUGGCAGUGUUCUUGCAGAAAUGAAAAACUAAAUGGAACAAAGAGCUGACCAUAAAGUGUAUGCUUAACAAAAUAUUUUUGGGUUCAGUAAUUCAAGCAAGCAGCUUACAGUUGUGUGCAAAGGUUGUAAGAUAGUCAAGGAAAUAAAAUUGUUGGACCAUUAAAACCCCUCUCACUGACAAUGUAAUUGUUGUAAACAUGAACAUACACGCACAUGAAAACACAUUUCUUGCAUCCCCCCUCCAAAAAAAAUAAAAUAUAAUAAAAAAAUAGUCACUGGUUUGAAGUAUGCUCUUCACUUUUAAAGUUUAUGCUGGUAUACAAAAAACCAUGUAGGAUGAACAAGUAGUGAAAUAACCAUUUCCAAGAUGCAGAUUGGCAAGGGAAGCCCUGUGUGCAUUUGACAUCAUAACUUUUUAACAACCUAUAAAUGCUGGGACAAAAAUUGGAAUGUGUGUGCAGAAUGAAGUAGGGGUAAGUAGCAAACAUUAAAGUUACCAAGGUUCUACUGCCCUAUACAGAUAGAGGCAGCUGGCAAAUGUAGAUAUCCCCACUGGUCCAAGUAAACCAAUCACAUUGCUGAUACUAGAAGAUCAGUAAACUGCAAUGCCAUGUUUCUUUACUGCCAUUUAAACUCCCAUUUUGUAAAAGUUUGACCAAUAUUAAUCAAAUAUGAACCACAUAUAUCAAUUCAUCACUGUAGUAAGGUGCAUCAAAAGAAAAAACUUCACAUGCUCAUUCUUUCAAAUGCAAACUCUAGAUCUUGUACAACGAUAAUCCUGCAAACUCUAAAUCUUGCACAAUGAUAAUCCUGCAAAUGCCCACUUGCAUAAUUUUACCUCCAACUCAAAAUAGCUGCUUAUUAAAAUUGUAUGAAGAGAGAAAAGCAUGGGUACUGGGUUCAAAAUAUUUGAUUGUGCAAAUAAUGCUGAUACCCAUCUCCAACUUAUGUAGAAUUUAAAAGCUUGGGAUUUUUGUAACACCAUUUAAAAACAUAAGUCAAUGAAUCGGAAACAUUUAAGGAAUAAAAGUAAUGUUAGCCAUCCUCCUCCAUGCCACUUUCUCCAGCUGUUUUUU
Pomacea canaliculata is the source of this 7236-nucleotide messenger RNA. Its product is annotated as ras-related GTP-binding protein C-like. The record is from RefSeq and is a predicted model, not a curated record. The coding region runs from base 325 to 1470 and encodes 381 amino acids. Gene Ontology annotation, cellular component: lysosome; nucleus; Gtr1-Gtr2 GTPase complex. Gene Ontology annotation, molecular function: GTP binding; GTPase activity. The transcript is spliced from 10 exons. Gene Ontology annotation, biological process: cellular response to starvation; regulation of autophagy; positive regulation of TOR signaling. Lineage: Eukaryota; Metazoa; Mollusca; Gastropoda; Architaenioglossa; Ampullariidae.